Aricia agestis (brown argus) is the source of this 651-nucleotide messenger RNA. RefSeq names its product methyltransferase N6AMT1 (gene HemK2). Bases 1 to 636 code for a protein of 211 amino acids. The transcript has a single exon. Gene Ontology annotation, molecular function: nucleic acid binding; protein methyltransferase activity; S-adenosylmethionine-dependent methyltransferase activity. Lineage: Eukaryota; Metazoa; Arthropoda; Insecta; Lepidoptera; Lycaenidae. The record is from RefSeq and is a predicted model, not a curated record. Gene Ontology annotation, cellular component: eRF1 methyltransferase complex. Gene Ontology annotation, biological process: methylation.
AUGGAAACACCUUAUCAAAAUCACAUAGACAAAGCUGACUUCGACCAUGUUUAUGAGCCAGCAGAGGACAGCUUCCUGCUCAUUGAUGCCUUAGAAAAAGAUUUGGAAUUUUUAAAAACCAAAAAACCCCUAUUGUGUUUGGAAGUUGGUUCGGGAAGUGGGGUGGUCAUUACAGCAUUCGGAAUGGCGUUCCCGGGAACACUCUGUUUCAGCACUGACAUUAAUAUUAAGGCCUGCGUUAUGACUAAAAGUACCGCUCAACGUAACAAUGUUAUAGUAGAAACUGUGAAUAUGGACCUGGCCAGCGGUUUUGUGAAUAAUAAGUUUGAUAUUGUUUUGUUUAAUCCACCAUAUGUGGUGACCGAUCCUGAAGAGUGCAAGGGGAAUGGCAUCGAAGCAAGCUGGGCUGGCGGCGUCAAAGGCAGAGAAGUCAUAGACAGAUUACUGGCUGUCAUACCAAAGAUAUUGUCUCCCUCAGGAGUUUUUUAUAUCCUGUUGAUAGAAGAAAACAUUCCAAAUGAAGUGAUUCAAAUUAUGAAACGGCACGGCUAUAUUGCAGAAACAGUAAUACAGAGAAAAGUUAGGAACGAAAGGCAACUUGUGUUAAAGUUUUAUAAGUUUGCAAAUUAUGAUUAAUAUAUUUGUAAAAAU